AUUCGAUAAUAAACAAUGGUGAUCAUGACUGGAAAAGUGUUUUUAUUUUCUGCUUUAUUUGUAACGGCUGAAUGUUUCAUCAGGGUUAAUAAUUACGAAAGUUCUGUAUACAUAGCCAAAGGUCCCGCACAGGGUUUCCAGACGGCAUCACCAUCGUUCUAUUUUGAACCAAAGGAUUAUGACAUAUUUACCGCUGAAGAUGACCAGGAAAGAACUGUUAUUGGUGAUGAAGUCAAGAAAGGUCAUUUGGUCACAUUUUACAAGUACAACAAAGAUUUUAAUCCUAUUGCCGUACUUGCAUUUUUGUUUACUGACAAUACUUACUUCAAUAUAAUACGAAGAACGUUACUGCAGGUCUAGAUAAUGUCAUUGGCUGCCAUAUUGUUCAUGAUGUUGUACUUUUUUGUUAUUAAAAUAGUAGUAACUACAUGUUAAUUAAUCUGAUUUAGAAUUGACUGUUGGUGUUUAACGCCACUUUCAUCACACUUGGAUAUAAAUUAUUAUUGUCACUCGAUUUUACGUGACGAAGUACCUAGAGAGAACAACCGUCCUUCGUCAAACUAAAACUGGAAAUCCUCAUCAAUUCUAAGAUUUUCUGUACUAUAACAGAUUGCUGACAAUUUUACACACAUCUCAUUCGAACCUAUCCAGAGAUGGUGGCGUCACAGUAAUUAUGGAAACCGGUUUA
Messenger RNA from Mytilus trossulus (common blue mussel), 688 nucleotides. RefSeq lists its product as uncharacterized. The transcript is spliced from 4 exons. Lineage: Eukaryota; Metazoa; Mollusca; Bivalvia; Mytilida; Mytilidae. Bases 16 to 360 code for a protein of 114 amino acids. The record is from RefSeq and is a predicted model, not a curated record.